Molecule: messenger RNA, 237 nt
Organism: Fusarium pseudograminearum CS3096
Lineage: Eukaryota; Fungi; Ascomycota; Sordariomycetes; Hypocreales; Nectriaceae
Exons: 2
Coding region: 1-237 (78 amino acids)
Source: RefSeq, a predicted model, not a curated record
AUGCAUCCCCAUCUUCAUACAAAGAACGCUCUAGCGUGCGAAGAGGUUAUCGCCGCACUCGAACAGUGCCAUGCCCAGGGCUUCAUGCACAAGGCUGUUGGAAGCUGCAAUACUGCCAAGGAAAGGGUCAACGAAUGUCUAAAGAUCGAGCGAUCCAAGAUGCAGGCCGAGAAUCGCAACGCUGCCCGUGCAAAGCGUGACAAGAUUAAGGAGCAGCAGCGCGAGUUGGGACUGUAA